Meira miltonrushii is the source of this 2470-nucleotide messenger RNA. RefSeq lists its product as uncharacterized. The record is from RefSeq and is a predicted model, not a curated record. The transcript has a single exon. Gene Ontology annotation, molecular function: zinc ion binding; DNA-binding transcription factor activity, RNA polymerase II-specific. Gene Ontology annotation, biological process: regulation of DNA-templated transcription. Lineage: Eukaryota; Fungi; Basidiomycota; Exobasidiomycetes; Exobasidiales; Brachybasidiaceae. Bases 101 to 2338 code for a protein of 745 amino acids.
CAUUAUCAUAGAGAGCAUGAAUACUUCCGCCGCUUUAUCUUUUGCGCGCAACAAAAGUGUUUUACUCUUCUAUCUUUCCUGCCACCAUAGAGCAAUAAUCAUGUCUGAUUCAAUUCAAAAUCAAGUUGGUGAUUAUCAUCAUCAUGGUCCAGAAAUGUUAACGGUAAAACAUUCACCUUGGGCAAGCAAACCAAGACAACGUGCACAAUUAUCUUGCGAUCGUUGUAGAAAACUCAAGCGAAAAUGUGAUCGUCAAUUCCCAUGCACAGAAUGCGCAAGUUUCGCAUCACCUUGCUCAUAUGAACGAGCACAAAAGACAACAGAAGCAUUACAUGAAUCCAAACAAAGAAGAAAAUUCGCCAGAAAAAGCAGAUCUAGCCGUACAAAUGAACCUUUCGAUACGUCAUUGGCAGACUAUACUGCAGAAAUGGCUGCAUCCUCUUCUUCACGCUCGCCUCAGGACAUCAAGUUCGCAACCGGCAAACGUUCAUCAACGUCUAGUAACAUGUUUGCCCAGCCUGGAUCAUACUCAUCUCACGAAGGUCACAGCAGCAGUGCAUCGAAUACUUCACCAUGGAAUACUACCCCUCCAAGCAUUCAUACAGCUGAAACCUCGCCUGAGACAAAGAUGGACACUGCUCCUUCAGCCAUUGGUCAAACUACUGCUGUAUCCCAUCCUCAAGAGGCGCUCAACCCUAUGCAACCUGCUACGAAGCAAGAUUUUGACGGCUUGGUUCGAGAAGUGACCUUCCUUCGACGAGUAUUCUCCGUUUGGUAUCGCGAUAUCGAAUGGAUGCAUAGCUUACUACGGGGUACGGCUUUUGACAAGAUUAUAAACAAAAAUCUGGAAUUGGUCAACAGCGAAAAACAUAUGGAAAGAUUUGGCGGUUUGAUCUAUUCUAUCAUCGGAUUAUGUGCGCUCAUGUACCCGAGUGACGUUGAAGGUUGCCUUGUUUGUAUGCCAAGCGGCUCUGAAAGACAUGGCUUCUACACAGCAUCAUCUGUUCGCGUGGCAGCUUACGAGCGAACAGAACAGUGGCUCGAAGACUUAGCCAAAAGAUCCCCUGUGACCGAAUGGAAAGCAGAAGCAUUCCAAACUUCUCUCAUUCAUGGCAUGCACAUCAAGUACACGGGCAAUUGGAACUUGUACAGAGAAGUAGGCGGUCGUGAUAUGGAUCGUCUGCAACGUGCUGGUUAUCACAAUCUCAGUGAUAUGAUUGCAAAAGAUUUGAAUGACGAUGAAAUCGUGGCACGAUAUACGGUAUUUUGGCGUUAUUUCUGUCAUGAUCGUAUCUCAUCAUUGUUUGAUGGCAUCCCAUACACCAUUCAAGCGCGCAAUUCGGAUAUGUGGUUGUUCGAAGAAGGUUUGGACCCUAUCCACAUUCGUCAAUUAUGUCGAGACAGUGGCGCGGGCUACAUUCCUGAAGGUUCAAUCAGUGAGAGUCCGCCUGUGGAUAACCGCUUAGCUCGUCGUUUAGUGGAAGUAUUAUCACCUUAUACACUCACGAUGAACAAAUUGGCCGCUUUAGCAGGUCGUUGCGGUGAUCGUCUCAACACGAUGAGUCAAGCAUCUCUUUCGGAUAAUUAUAUGCGUGCUGAACAUAUUGCUGCUGAAACGGAUGACGACUUGUUUGAUAUGGAAAGCAAGAUCGAUAUGAAUCAAUUCUCGAUGGGAGAAUUACCGAUGAUCACGCUGACAAUUGCACGUAUAAGAAGAGAUAUUACUACUCGUCUAAGUCGUCACAUUGCGAAACUUCACAAAGCUGCACCGCAAGGUGAAGAAGCAAUGGUUCAAACGCUGAACAGACGUUGUCUCAACACGGCAAAGAGUCUCAUUCGGCAAGGAACGUCGGUUUUGGGAGGCACACCAAUUCGAGCGAUCGCAAUGCCUUUCUUCAGUUUGUUCGUUGCAGAAACAAUGGUGGAAUUGCUCACCUCUGUUGAACAGUCAGUCACAACAUCGAGUGGUCAUGCCACUCUGGACUCUGAAUCAAAAGAUGAUCUUAAACAUGCACUGAUCGGACGUAAUUUCCUCGUUUUGAUCGCAAGGGUUGGUGAAAUUUAUCUGAACACAAUGGUAACGCAAAAAGCAUGUGCUCAUAUCAGUGUUGUUUUGCAAACAUGUUUACCGGGCAAAUAUGCAGCAAUCCACAAACAAAUCAUGGACGUGAAUCAAGUUAUGGAUCCAGAACCAAUCAUUAUGGCAAUCUCUUCUCCGCCUCAAGCUAUGGAAACUGGUAUCGCUCCUCAACGUGCUGAAGAUGUUUUAAACUUUUUAGGAAGCUUGACAUCUUUACAACGUAUUUUCGAGAUGGGCGGUCAAUCGUGGUCGCAGUAAAAUGUUUUCCUUCUUUUAAUUUCUUUCAUUCUCAUAUCUGUACAAUUCUGCCUGAAUGCAGGCUGUAUAUCAUGAUAUCGCAAUGUUCAUAUUUCAUGUACGAGUACCUUCCAAUUUGUCGCCAUAAGAGAA